CAGAGCCUCCGGCAGCAGCUGGCCGCGGGGAGGCGGGAGCGGCCGGGAGGCCGGAGGCCGGCUGUGCACCCAGAUCAGUCAGCGCUGAAGAGGAGCCGGAACCAUGGCAGGGAGGUCCCUCAAGAAGUCCUCCACGCCGGGCGUGAACAUCUGGCAGCUGGUGGAGGAGGUGCCCAAAGGCUGCAGCACACCCGACUUCGUGCAGAGGCCCAUCGCCUUGGCGCUGCAGGAGGGGAAGACCGCCACCUUCCGGGCUGUGGUCUGCGGGGAGCCCAGGCCCAGGGUGCGCUGGCACUGCUCCAAAGGGGACCUCAGCAGCUCCAGCAAGUACCAGGUCUCGUCCAGCACGGGCAGCAGGGAGCACGUGCUGCAGAUCAGUAAGCUGACCGGCGAGGACACGGACGUGUACCGCUGCACCGCCGUGAAUGCCUAUGGAGAGGCCACGUGCUCAGCCAGGCUCACGGUCAUCGAAGUUGGCUUUCGGAAGAAUCGGAAGAGGCCCAAGGAGCCCCAGGAGGACUUCAGGAAGGAGCUGGUGGACUUCCGCAAGAUGUUGAAAAAGAGGGACCCGCCUCCCGCCCCCAAGAAGAAGGUGGACAUGGAACAGGUGUGGCAGCUGCUGAUGACGGCGGACCGGAAGGACUACGAGCAGAUCUGCCUCAAGUACGGCAUCGUGGACUUCCGCGGGAUGCUGCGGCGGCUGCAGCGGAUGAGCAAGGAGCGCGAGGAGAAGCUGGCGCCGUACCUCAACACCAUUGCCAACCUGAGACAUGUCCGAGUCAACAAGGAGGGGAUCGCAACCUUUGGCCUGGAGCUGGACCUCAAGAGUCCUGAGAGCAAGAUUUACCUGUACAAGGAUGGCAAGAUGGUCCCCUGUGGCUUCGACAACCAAACCAAGCACUGUCUGCGGCGUCUGGGGAAGCACUACCAGUUCCAAAUUCAGGACCUGCAGCCAGAGGACGCCGGCAUUUACCAGGUCCGGGUGGAGGAUGCCCACGUCUUUUCCACGGAGCUGGAGGCCAGCGCCAUCCCGCCCCGCGUGGUGGUCCCACUGGCCGACGUCCGCUGCGAGGAGCAGGGGGACGCUGUCUUCGAGUGCACCCUGUCCAACCCCUGCCCCAGCGCUGCCUGGAGGUUCCAGCACCAGCCUCUCCACCUCAGUGACAAGUACGAGGUGUUCGUGUCCCCGGACGGGCGGACCCACCGGCUGCUGGUGCGAGGGGUCCGCUUCUCCGACAUGGGCCUCUACUCUCUGGGCACCAAGCUCCACGCCUCCAGUGCCUGGCUGGUGGUGGGAGCUGGGAAGGAUAAGAGCCUUCUGACCGCAGACGCUGACCACCAGAGGCAGGCACAAGAAGGCCAGAGCCCAGAAGAUUUCAGGAGCGCCCAUGGGGAGGGGGACAGAUCCAGAGAGGGGGUCCCCACGGGGAGCUUCCUCCAGAGAGCUGGGCUGGCCUCUGGGGCUACAGCCAGCCCAGACAGGGGCAGCCUGGGAGGGCCUGGUCACUCCUCAAUGGGGGACGAGGAGGCAACUCAUGCAGCCUGGGGCCCUGGACAGGCCAGAGAGGGCUUUCUGGAAGAGGAGGGAGGCAGAGUCCCGGUUCUUGGGGUCGACCAGCUCCACGGAGGGAGAGAAGGGGACUGGAGCCUUCCGGGGGGCUUAGGAGGGGGCUUGGAAUCUGGGCUGGGACUCACGGGAGGCCAACAGCGAGGUCGCCACAGAGACGGUGCAGAGCCAACGGGAGCAUGGGAGGCGGGGUCCUGGCAGCCUAAGGCUGGAGGGCUGGGGGAGCAGGCCCCGUGGGGAGCCCAGGCUGGUCCUGCAGGGGCUGGCUUAGAAGGGCAAGGGUCAGAGAUUCUGCAGGGGGAGAGCCUGGGUGAGCUGAGGGGAGGGCACAGCCUGAGUGGUGGGGUGGGGAGAGGCAUGGCAGGCCCAGGGUGGGGCCACAGGGCUGGCCCGGGGGGCGCUGGAGGCAGCCGUGGGGCAGGGGAUCCCGGAGCGCUGGAGCCUAUAGGAGGAUGGGGCUCCGGCUCCAUGGCAGGCGGGGGCCCUGAGUCCCGGGGCUCUGAGAAAGGGAGUGCUGCUGACCACGGGGAUGCAAGGGGCUCCUGGGGCUCAGGGGCAUCUGCAGGCCGGCACCUCCAGGAGCCACCUGUAUCUGGGGGUGAAAGCUUCCUCCAGGGGCGCGGGGCUCCUCAGGCCAAAACAGGGACAGAGGCAGAUGAUGGAGGCCCAGGGGGUCCCAGGGGCUGGGGAGGUGGCCCACGGGGGCUCAGGGCAGGGGAGGGCCCAGAGUCAGUGGGGGCCUUGGGUGAGGUGGGCCGAAGCUCCAGCGGGGCCCGGGAUCGGGCCGCCGGUCGGAGGGCUCCAGGCAAGGCUGUGGGCCCAGGCCCUUGGGAUGUGACUGGGUCUGAUCCCAGCAAAACCGGGGCCCACGGCAGGCCUGGAGUGCUAGUGUCCGGUGGGGAGCAAGGGGGUGAGGGUGGCCCCCAGGCGGCGGGGCUGACCGGGUCUGAUGCCAGAAGCCACAGGCUCAGUGAGUCUUCAGGCCCUGGUGGGACCCAGGAAGACACAGACGGGUUGAGAGGCUCAGGGGCCGUGGGGUCUGAGCCAGGUCUCUGGGAUGGGUCCCAGAGCUCCAGAGAGAAAGCACCCAGAGGUGGGGUGGGCCACGUGGGUGGCCUCGGAGGCCCAGAGGGGAUGGAGUCUGGGCUGGGUGAGAGCUCCGGGUACCCCGGGGGAGCAGGCCCGGCCUAUAGAGCUGGUUUCAGUGAUGGCUUAGGUGGGCCAGGAGCCGCAGGUUUCAGCCGUGCUAGGGGCCCGGGAGGAGCAGAGUCUUGGGACAGGGCUGCUGGCAGCUGGGGCUCCGAGGUGCCCGGGGGCAUGUGGUCUGGAGGCAGAGAUGGUCAUGGUCCUGCAGGAAGGGCGUCUGAGGGACCUGCAAGCCUCAAGGAUGGCUCGGGCGGCCCAGACAGGGGCCCCAUGGGCAGGAGCGGGGUGUGUGCAGAGGCUGGGGGCACCUCCAGAGGCUGGGGAGACAGCGGCCCUGGGGGCAAGCAUCUUCCUGGAGGCCUGGGCCAGCCUGGGACAGCGGGGUCAGUGGGGAGAGGUGGCCUGGGGGCCUCAGCUGCAGCAGAGACUGUUGGGGAGGGACGCGCAGGGGCAGAGCCGGGGGGCCGGCGGGGAGUGGGGCCUUGGGGUCAGACUGGAGAUGAUGGAAGCUGCAGAGCCCUGGGGGGUCUGGGGGCUUCUGGAGAAGGAGCGGGUGAAGACGGCUCUGGGGUGUCCGGGUCUCUGCGAGGGGCAGGCCAAGUGCAUGACAGGGGUGGAGCCAGAGGCCUCGGUGUGGGGGUCUCUGGAGCUGGGGCUGGUCCCGGGGGCACUCACGGGGGCCCCCAGGUGUUAGCGUCUCACGCUGGGGUGGCCGUUGAGGGCCGGUGGGCUGAUGUGUCCGGUGAACCGCUGGGCUGUGGGGAUGGGUCAGGCGCUCUAGGGCCUCAGUCAAUAGGAGGCAGGUCAGCUUAUGGAGGAGGGUCCAGGGGUCUUGGGCCUGGUCGGGUAGAGCUAGUCGGGGAGGCGGCCUUUAGAGAUGGUGUGGGGGGCCCUGGAGGAAUAGGGGCAGGGGCUAAGGCGGGUCACACGGGUGGUUUGAGGGGUUCUGGGGAGUCAGGGUCAUGGGGUGAGGCAGGCUAUAGAGAAGGUUUAGGGGGUUCUGGAGGAAUGGGGGCAGGGGCUAAGGCUGGUUAUGGAGAUGGUUUAGGGGGUCCUGGGGGUUUUGAUUCAGGGGCUGAGGCUGGUUAUCGGGAUGGUUUAGGGGGCUCUAGGGGAGUUGAUUCAGGGCCUAAGGCUGGUUAUGGAGAUGGUUUAGGGGGUUCUGAAGGAAUGGGGGCAGGCGCUAAGGCUGGUUAUAGGGAUGGUUUUGGAGGUUCUGGGGGUUUUGAUUCAGGGGCUAAGGCUGGUUAUAGGGAUGGUUUAGGGGGUUCUGGGGGAGUUGACUCAGGGACUAAGGCUGGUUAUGGGGAUGGUUUAGGGGGUUCUGGGGGAGUUGACUCAGAGGCUAAGGCUGGUUAUGGGGAUGGUUUAGGGGGUUCUGGGGGAGUAGAUUCAGGAGCUAAGGCUGGUUAUAGAGGUGGUUUAGGGGGUUCUGGAGGAAUGGGGGCAGGCGCUAAAGCUGGUUAUGGGGAUGGUUUAGGGGGUUCCAGGGGUGUUGACUCAGAGGCUAAGGCUGGUUAUGGGGAUGGUUUAGGGGGUUCUGGGGGAGUAGAUUCAGGAGCUAAGGCUGGUUAUAGGGGUGGUUUAGGGGGUUCUGGAGGAAUGGGGGCAGGUGCUAAGGCUGGUUAUAGGGGUGGUUUAGGGGGUUCUGGAGGAAUGGGGGCAGGCGCUAAAGCUGGUUAUGGGGAUGGUUUAGGGGGUUCUGGGGGAGUUGACUCAGAGGCUAAGGCUGGUUAUGGGGAUGGUUUAGGGGGUUCUUGGGGAGUUGACUCAGGGGCUAAGGCUGGUUAUGGAGAUGGUUUAGGGGGUUCUGGAGGAAUGGGGGCAGGCGCUAAGGCUGGUUAUGAGGAUGGUUUAGGGGGUUCUGGGGGAGUAGAUUCAGAAGCUAAGGCUGGUUAUAGGGGUGGUUUAGGGGGUUCUGGAGGAAUGGGGGCAGGCGCUAAAGCUGGUUAUAGGGAUGGUUUAGGGGGUUCCAGGGGUGUUGACUCAGAGGCUAAGGCUGGUUAUGGGGAUGGUUUAGGGGGUUCUGGGGGAGUAGAUUCAGGAGCUAAGGCUGGUUAUAGGGGUGGUUUAGGGGGUUCUGGAGGAAUGGGGGCAGGCGCUAAAGCUGGUUAUGGGGAUGGUUUAGGGGGUUCUGGGGGAGUUGACUCAGAGGCUAAGGCUGGUUAUGGGGAUGGUUUAGGGGGUUCUGGAGGAAUGGGGGCAGGCGCUAAGGCUGGUUAUGAGGAUGGUUUAGGGGGCUCUGGGGGAGUAGAUUCAGAAGCUAAGGCUGGUUAUAGGGGUGGUUUAGGGGGUUCUGGAGGAAUGGGGGCAGGCGCUAAAGCUGGUUAUAGGGAUGGUUUAGGGGGUUCUGGGGGAGUUGACUCAGAGGCUAAGGCUGGUUAUGGGGAUGGUUUAGGGGGUUCUUGGGGAGUUGACUCAGGGGCUAAGGCUGGUUAUGGAGAUGGUUUAGGGGGUUCUGGAGGAAUGGGGGCAGGCGCUAAGGCUGGUUAUGAGGAUGGUUUAGGGGGUUCUGGGGGAGUAGAUUCAGAAGCUAAGGCUGGUUAUAGGGGUGGUUUAGGGGGUUCUGGAGGAAUGGGGGCAGGUGCUAAAGCUGGUUAUAAGGAUGGUUUAGGGGGUUCCAGGGGUGUUGACUCAGAGGCUAAGGCUGGUUAUGGGGAUGGUUUAGGGGGUUCUGGGGGAGUAGAUUCAGGAGCUAAGGCUGGUUAUAGGGGUGGUUUAGGGGGUUCUGGAGGAAUGGGGGCAGGGGCUAAGGCUGGUUAUGGGGAUGGUUUAGGGGGUUCUUGGGGAGUUGACUCAGGGGCUAAGGCUGGUUAUGGAGAUGGUUUAGGGGGUUCUGGAGGAAUGGGGGCAGGCGCUAAGGCUGGUUAUCAGGAUGGUUUAGGGGGUUCUGGGAGAGUUAAUUCAGGGGCUAAGGCUGGUUAUGGGGAUGGUUUAGGGGGUUCUGGAGGAAUGGGGGCAGGCGCUAAGGCUGGUUAUGGGGAUGGUUUAGGGGGUUCCAGGGGUGUUGAUUCAGGAGCUAAGGCUGGUUAUAGGGAUGGUUUAGGGGGUUCUGGGGCUGUUGAUUCAGGCACUAAGGCUAGUUAUCGGGAUGGUUUAGGGCGUUCUCGGGGAGUUGAUUCAGGGGCUAAGGCUGGUUAUCAGGAUGGCUUAGGGGGUUCUGGGGGAGUUGAUUCAGGGGCUAAGGCUGGUUAUGGGGAUGGUUUAGGGGGUUCUAGAGGAAUGGGGGCAGAGGAUGGUUUGGGGGGUUCUGGGGGAGUUGAUUCAGGGGCUAAGGCUGGUUAUCGGGAUGGUUUAGGGGGUUCUGGAGGAAUGGGGUCAGAGGCUAAGGCUGGUUAUAGGGAUGGUUUAGGGGGUUCUGGAGGAAUGGGGGCAGGGGCUAGGGGAAUGGCGUCAGGGAGUAAGGGAGGUUACAGGGGAGACUCAAAAGGACCUGUGGCAAUGGGGCCAGAGGAUGAGGUGGGCUUCAGGGAUGGUUCAGGGGGAUUUCGAGGAGUAGGCUCACCGGCUGGGGUGGGAGAGGACGGUGGACUCAGAGGCCAGGAGAUCAUGGGGCAUGGCUCGGGAUACUGGGCGGCCUCAGAGGGGCCUUACAGUGGCACGAGCCCCAAGGAUGGUCCAGAGGCGGGCAGAGGGACGGGGCUGGUGGGAGGCACAGGUGCGGGGCUGGGCUCUGGCAUAGCCGGACGUCCAGGUACCGUGGAUGGUGUAGCUCAUGAGGACGGCCCCAGGGGCCCAGGGACGCUGGGGGUUCCGGGAGGCCCGUCGAUGCUUUCAGAUGGGUGGGGUCCCGAGAGUGGUUUGAGGGGCUCUGGACACGCAGGCACCCCUGAGGCGUGGGGGGCUGUGAGUUCUGAAGGGAAGUCAGGUAUUACAGGGCAGCAAGACGGCUCUGGGUUCCCAGGGUACCCCGGGCAUAGAGGGGCUCCCAGUGGGGAGGGCGGGGCUUCCGGGGUCCCUGAUGGUUGGGGGGCAUUGCAGGGCGAGACCUGGGCAGAGUCAGCUGCUCAGGAAUCCACUCGUGACCAGGACUCCUGGAAAUCAGGUCCAGGGGCAGCAGGCAGGGGUCUGGCAUCUGCCCCGGGAGCACUGGCCCCUCAGGGUGCCGGGGCUGCACAGCUGGGUGGCAAGAGGGCAGUGGCCGGACGAGGGGCCCCUGUGGGCACAGGCCAGGGUCUGGACGGCAGCCAGUUGCCCGCAGAAAGGGGCAGAUCCACAUCGGGGCCUGCCGGUGGGCGUGGGGAAAGACACGUGUGGGGCCCAGGCGGGGAAGACUGGGGGUCUGGCCAGGACAGCUCUGGAGGCCCCUGGGCUUCGAGCUCCCUCCAGGGGGAAGAUGUCAUUCGCAGGGGGACCCAAGAAAGGCCAGAAGGCUCCUGGGGCUGGGAGGGGGCUCCAGAUGGAGAGGAGGCUGGUGGGGGGCAAAGCCCAGGCUUCUGGGAUAGCAAAGCUUCGGGUCUGGGAAGGAGCAGGGCUAGCGGCCCAGGGGACUCAAGUGUCCCCAGAAAGGGGACUUCUGCUGGUGGGGAGGACAGCUCCUCCCGAAAGCCCGGGGGUUCGGGACGACAGGGAGCCCGGGAUGGCUUGGAUGGUCGCUAUGGCAGAAAAGAGCCUGGCGAUGAGUCGUGGGGUCAGGGGCCUGGUGCUUCGCCGGGCGCAGAACACAGGAGAGGAAGGGGCUCCCUGGACGCUGAGGAUGACAGGGCCCACGGCCCAGAGGCCCUGGCAGAGUACGAGGCGGUGGAUGAGGCCGGCGUGGCAGAGAGGAGGCUGGGCCCGUACAGGAGCAGGACUCAGACCUGGUCCAGGGUCGAUCCUGGAGCAGCAAAGCGAGGGGGGGCGGACGAGGCCAGAGACCUGGGGCAGCCGCCUGGCGGAGAGGACACGGGGUACCCUGGGGAGCCCCUCGGCCGCCUGGGCAGCGGCAGAGCUGGCAGAGACGGCGGGUCAGACGCCUACGGCCGGAAGAGGGACGCCACCCUGAGCCCCAGAUCCAGACGCAAGCCUGGCACUGGCGGCUUCUCUGAGGACACCCGAGGCCCCGCCAGCCACUUCUCCCAGGGCCUGGCUGACACAGAGGUGGAGCGUGGGGAGGCCGCCGUGCUCUCCUGCACCCUCACACGCAACCUGGGCCCCGGAGCCUGGUUUAAGGACGGAGUCAAGCUCAGCGCCCAGGACGGAGUCGCUUUCAAGCAGGACGGGCUGGCGCACAGGCUAGUCAUCACCCAGGCGGACGGGACGCGGGCUGGGAGGUACAGCUUUGCAGCCGGCGGCCAGCAGAGCGAGGCCACGCUGACCGUCCACGACCCCCCAGUCAUCACUCCGGACGUCACCGCGCAGCUGAGGGAGCCAUUGGUGGUCAAGGCUGGGAAGCCAGUGACCAUGAAGGUCCCCUUCCAAAGCUGCCUCCCGGUCCAGGCCACCUGGAGGAAGGAUGGGGAGGAGGUGGCCAGCAGCAGUGGCCGUGGCGCCCAGGUGGCCGUGGGGGACGGCUUCACACGGCUGUGCCUCCCCAGCGCCAGCAGGCAGGACUGCGGCCAGUACGGCGUCACCCUGAGGAGCAAGGGCGGCUCCACGCAGGCCGAGCUCACCCUGCAAGUCCUAGACAAGCCCCAGCCGCCGCAGGGCCCCCUGGAGGUGCAGGACAGCCAUGGGGCUGGAGUCCACCUGUGCUGGCGGCCCCCGAAGGACGACGGCGGCCGGGCCCUGCAGCGCUACGAGGUGGAGCGGCGGCAGGCCGGCCGGAGCUCGUGGCUGAAGGUGGGCGAGCCCCGCUCAGACAGCACCACCUUCACGGACGCCCACACGGAACAGGGCAAGAAGUAUGCCUACCGCGUGCGGGCCGUGACUGCGGAGGGGCCCGGGGAGGCCCUGGAGUCCGAGGAGGUGCUGGUGGCACCUGAGGCUCGGCCUGGGCCCCCACCCCCGCCGUCCAUCCUAUCGGCCUCCAGCCAGGGCAUCACUCUGUCCUGGACGGCGCCCCGGGGUCCCGGCAGCGCCCACAUCCUCGGCUACCUGAUUGAGAAGCGCAAAAAGGGAAGCAACACCUGGGUGGCUGUGAACCAGGAUCCAGUGCCCGAGAAGAAGUGGACGGUGGGGGACCUGCGGCAAGGCUGGCAGUACGAGUUCCGGGUCACGGCCGUGGCCCCCUCCGGCCGGGGAGAGCCUGGACCCCCGUCGGAGGCCGUCUUCGCCCGCGACCCCAUGAGACCCCCAGGGCCCGUGAGGGAUCUCCAGGUCACGGACACGUCGCACACCAGCAUCACCCUGAGCUGGGCUCAGCCCGACACCCAGGAUGGGGACGAACCGCAGGGCUACGUGGUGGAGCUGCGCGGCUCGGCCAGCCUGAAGUGGAGCCCAUGCCACGCGGGCACAGUGCAGGGCACCACCUACACGGCCAAGGGGCUGCGGCCCCGGGAGAGCUACCUGCUGCGGGUGACGGCCGUGAACGAUGGGGGCCCUGGCCAGCCCACUGCCCUGGGCUCGGCGGUGGAAGCCGCGCCCGCCUCGGUCCGCCCCAAGUUCCGCACAGAUGCCGGCAUGAAGGACUUGCUGACAGUCAGAGCUGGGGACACGGUCCGUGUGCCCAUCUACUUUGAGGCCGCGCCCAUCCCGGAGGUGACCUGGCUGAAGGAUGGCUUGCCCUUGCCUAAGCGGAGUGUGGUCUCCGUCAAGGACGGCCUCACCCAGCUCCUGGUCCCGUCGGCCAGCCUUGACGACAGUGGCGUCUACACUGUGGUGCUGAGGAGCCUGCGCGGGGAGGAGGCCACCUACAGCUUCCGCCUCAGGGUGACAGCGCGCCCGCGGGCGCCAGGGCCCAUCGUGCUGCGGGAGGGCACGCUGGGCUCGGUGACCAUCGAGUGGGAGCCUUCCCCGGACGAGGCGGAGGCGGGCGCCGCGCCGCUGCACUACGCGGUGCUGAUGCGCACCUCGGCCCACGCGCCCUGGUGUCCGGCGGCCGAGCGCCUGCACAACUGCCGCUUCACCCUGGUGGGCGUCCUCCCGGGCCACGAGUACCACUUCCGCGUGGUGGCCAAGAACGAGCUGGGCGACAGCGAGCCCUCGGACACGCGCCAGCCCUGGGUCGUCCCGCGCCAGCCGCCUGACAAGGUCGCGGCGAGGGCCCCGAGCUACCGGGAGCCCGACCUGAGCCAGAAGCCGCGCUUCCUGGUGGGCCUGCGCCCCCACCUGCUGCCCCUCGGCAGCGAGUGCUGCAUGACCUGCGCAGUGCAGGGCCAGCCGCGCCCCCACGUCUCCUGGUUCAAGAACGACCAGAGCCUGGCCAACCACCCCGCCGCGUACACCACCGACGUGAUGGGUGUGUGCUCCCUAGUCAUCCCCAGCGUCUCCGCCACGGACGGCGGCCAGUACAAGGCGGUGGCCGAGAACACGCUGGGCCAGGCGGUCAGCACCGCCACGCUCAUCGUCGUGGAGCCCAGCGAUGAGCCCCGCCGCACCCUGGAAUGGCCCUGCCCGGCCCCUCAGCCACUGGAUGACCUCGGAUCCCUGAAGCUCCACUCCUCACACCACACCCGCCUGGGGAGCCCAUCCAAGGGGGUGGAGGAUGCUGGCCAUGCUCAGAGCCUCAGGGGGAGGCGAGCGAGGGGGAAGCUCCUUCAGGGGGGUACGGAGGCUUCGGGGAAGACACAGAAGAAGCAGGCGUUCAGACUCCCAGCCUUGAGCUGAGUCUCUGGACAGCACGGCCACAAGGCUCCCGCUUGGGGAUCGGAAGGCAGGGGUCUGUCUGCAGGAUGGAGCCUAAGUCCUCGAUACCCUGGGCUGGGCUGUUAGAGGGAGGGCGGGAAGGGCUGGGUCCGUGUGUCCAUGGUGAGGGGAAAGCGAGGGGUCAGAGCACCUGGGCGGGGCCGGGGCUGGAUGGCGUGUGUGUGUGUGUGUGUGUGUAUGUGUGUGUGUGUGUGUGUGUGUAUAUGCAUGCACGCUAGGGGGAGACGCUUUCUGUAUGCUGUUUCUUCAUUAAAACGCUGGCUAACACAGACAAACCCUCUGCAAAUGAAUUUGGGGUUUGCAUACUGGGGAGA
This is a messenger RNA of Capra hircus (goat), 10752 nucleotides long. RefSeq names its product immunoglobulin-like and fibronectin type III domain containing 1 (gene IGFN1). The record is from RefSeq and is a predicted model, not a curated record. The transcript has 24 exons. The coding region runs from base 104 to 10399 and encodes 3431 amino acids. Gene Ontology annotation, molecular function: protein binding. NCBI's taxonomy places the organism in Eukaryota, Metazoa, Chordata, Mammalia, Artiodactyla, Bovidae.